AUGGAACCCCCUACCCUACCCAUCUCGGCAUCGGCGCAGAAGAAGCGUCGCAGACCCGCCUUGGCCUGCGAAGCCUGCCGCCGGCGCAAAGUGCGCUGCGACAGGAACUUGCCCUGCGGCACCUGCGUGCGCUCCAAGAACGCUCUAUGCACAUACACAACCCAGGCCGCGACCAAUACCAACACCUCAACCCUGGGGCGGAAACACCGGGACGAAAGCCCGAAGCACGGGUUCCCCCAAUCCGGCGCCGCAGCCUUGGCCCUCCCCGAGCCCAUCCUGUACCAACCCCUGCCCACUCCGCGCCACUCGGCCCCGUCGUCGACGCGGGCCGCGGACUCGGACGACCCAUCGCCGAUCCAUAUCCCCGUGCUGACCGCCAGCGCCGGGGAGCACUCUGGCCCGGCGGAUUUUGGGCUGUGGCAGCCUGUGAUCCAGCCGCGGCCUGCUCCGGUUGCUGCUGUGCCCGGCGGGAGUGCGAGGGACACGGCGUCGACGCCCGGGAGCAAUAGUAACCAUGGCUCGUCGUCGACUGUGAACUCGCUCGUGGACAGGGUGAAGCAGCUUGAGCAGCAGUUGUCUGAUUUGAUGGUGAGGGGCGAUGACCGGGAUGAGACGACGGCUGUGGAGAGUACGGUGAUGAGGGAGGGGUUGAGGUACAGCCGGGGGUGUGUUAGCAAGACGAGGUUCUUUGGACAGAGCCAUUGGAUGAAUGCGGCUGAUAUGCUCUGCCGCCUAGUCACUUUCGCCAAGAAGUUUGAAAACGAAAAGACAACCUACCUCUACCAAGGCUUGGAAAAAUGCAAAAACCUAGGCCGCAUAAUCAAAGCCCGCCGCACACCUACCUUUGCCACCAUAUCCAUCGGCAAAAACAUGCCCAGCCGCGAGGUUGCAGAUGCCCUCAUCGACGCCUACCUCCGCACCUUCGAAUCCGUCCAGCGCAUUAUCCACAUUCCGACAUUCAAGGCGGAGUACGAACGCUACUGGCAGGACCCAUCUGGCGUGAACGAGCCCUUCAUCGUGCUCAUGCAGCUGUGCAUGGCCAUCGGCGCAACCUUCCACGACGAGCGCUUCACCUUGAGGAACCUCGCCAUCCAGUGGUUCUGGGAGGGCAUGUUCUGGCUCAUGAUGCCGUGCGAAAAGUCUCGCAUGACCAUGACGGGGCUGCAGAUCCGCUGCCUGAUGCACUACCUCCGCCACACGGCCAACAUCGGCUGCGACCUCUCUUGGAUCGGGGCCGGCUCGCUCGUCCGCACGGCGAUCUACAUGGGCCUGCACCGCGACCCCAAGGGACUCGUCAAGAUGACGCCGUACCGCGCAGAGAUGCGCCGGCGGUUGUGGGCGUCGAUCCUCGAGAUCGCGCUGCAGAGCGCCAUCGACGCGGGCGGACCACCGCUCAUCUCGGCGCGCGACUACGACACCGAGCCGCCCGCGAACCUGGACGACGCGCAGCUCGUCGAGGACAUGGACUCGGCGUUCCCGGUGCCCAAGGACGCCAAGACCUUCACGCAGAUGACGGUGCCGCUGGCGCUGCACGCGACGUUGCCUGCGCGGUUGGCGGUCACGGCGAGGGUGAACGACUUCAGGUCGGACACCGUGUACGAGGAGACGUUGAGGUACAGCGGCGAGCUGAGUUCCGCGCUCCAGAGGAUGAUGCAGCAGCUCAAAAGCCACCCCGAAAUAUCACAAUUCGCGUCGCGGUACGCGCAGUUCAUGACCUACCGCCUCUUCUUCGCGCUGCACCAACCGAUCAUACCCCUCGCGCUGCGGAACCCGAUAUACUACUUCUCCCGUAAGGUGUCCGUCGACACGGCCCUCCGCCUCUGCGAGAACUCGCUCCUGACUCCCGGAAAAGACGGCGCCGGGGCGAUGAGACCCGCCGACACCUCGGAGCGGGACUUCCUCUGGCUGACGGUCAACGGGGCGGGGGCGUACCGCUCGGUUCCGUUCCAGGCCGUCAUGACUGUGGGGCUGGAGCUGAUCCACCAGAAGGAGGACGAGAUCAAGAACGGGCCGUCAAUGUCCUUUGCCGGGCCCGAGUUUCGCGGGAUCCUGGACGCGGUGGCUGGGUGGUCGAGGGCGCGGAUCAAGUCCGGCGAGACCAACAUCAAGGGCCACGCGCUGAGUGUGCUACUCGUGGCGCAUCUGCAGGUGCUCGAGGCCGGGGUCGAUGACGAGCGGGUCGAGAAGCACUUUGAGAGGGCAUGCGAGGAGAGAGUCACGGAGUGCUAUGACUUGUUAAAGGAGCUGGUCGGGGAUGAUGUCCCUGAAGAAGGGGUGGGGAUCGGGGCGCCUGACAUACACGAUUUGGACAUGGACUUCGAGGUCGGGACUGACAUGUUGGGAGAGUGGGAUUGGGAUAGCAUGGAUAAUGGUGGUUUCAUCUCGACCUUGAACUUUGGGAACAUUGACAUGAUGUUUCCCUAA
This is a messenger RNA of Colletotrichum gloeosporioides, 2424 nucleotides long. Its product is annotated as Transcription factor lepE. Bases 1 to 2424 code for a protein of 807 amino acids. NCBI's taxonomy places the organism in Eukaryota, Fungi, Ascomycota, Sordariomycetes, Glomerellales, Glomerellaceae. Gene Ontology annotation, cellular component: nucleus. The record is from RefSeq and is a predicted model, not a curated record. Gene Ontology annotation, biological process: regulation of transcription by RNA polymerase II; DNA-templated transcription. Gene Ontology annotation, molecular function: RNA polymerase II cis-regulatory region sequence-specific DNA binding; DNA-binding transcription activator activity, RNA polymerase II-specific; zinc ion binding. The transcript is spliced from 3 exons.